AUGGUGCUAUCAGAACAGCAAAUGUGGGCAAUUUCAGCCACAGAACGGGUCUGCUCGACUAUUUCCCUCAUUGGCACUUUCGUGAUCGUCUCCACAUUCAUCUGGUCUACAUCCUUUCGUAAACCUAUCAAUCGUCUGGUGUUUUAUGCGUCAUGGGGUAAUAUCAUGGCCAACGUAGCCGCCAUUAUAGCCCAGGAUGGGAUUCAUAUAGGGAUUGAUAGUGCGCUCUGUCAGUUUCAGGGCUUUCUAAUUCAAUGGUUCAUGCCCGCCGACGCCCUAUGGACCUUUGCCAUGGCAUGCAACGUCUACCUAACCUUCUUCCACAAAUACAACUCCGAGCAACUCCGUCAGCUAGAAUGGAAGUAUGUCCUGUUCUGCUACGGCACACCGUUCGUCCCAGCUUUCGCAUACUUCUUCGUCACAACCCAGGCUCGAGGUCGGAUCUAUGGCUCUGCAAUCCUCUGGUGCUGGAUCGCUAUCCCGUGGGACUUCCUCCGUAUAGCCAUCUUCUACGGACCAGUCUGGUUCGUCAUCUCACUAACAUUCGCCAUCUACCUCCGCGCAGGAUCAGUCAUUUAUCAAAAACGACGCCAACUCCGAAACCUCGGCGGUAUCGACUCUCUCGACCCUUAUUUCGUACCGUCUGUGUCACCCUUUGCUACCCUGGCUGGUAUUCAGGUUACUAGGGAAAUUGCAUGCUACUCGCCUGAGCAGCGGUAUCCAUCCACCAGUGGUCCACACGGUCUUCCGUCUCCUUCGUUCAAGCCAUACUCUGUUACCAUUCAGGGUGGGAGCUCUGGAGAUGUGCCACUCAGCUCGGAACAUAAUUCACGGCUUACUUCUUUUCCGCCGCAGAAGGAUGGUCAAUUUAAGGCUGGACGGGUGGAUAUGGAUUCUGCGUCCCAGCGGAGGUCUCUUGCUACUGAGGCUAAUUCGGCUGCUUGGGCGUAUACUAAGUAUGCCAUGUUGUUUUUUAUUGCUUUGCUUGUGACUUGGGUCCCAUCUACGAUAAACAGAGCCUACUCACUCGCUCACCCAGACAGAGUCUCUUUCGGUCUCAAAUUUGUCGGUGCCUUCGUUCUUCCACUUCAAGGCUUUUGGAAUAGUCUUAUUUACGUCUCGAUCUCAUGGCCUGCUUUCAAAUUGCUUUGGCAGGAUAUCCGUGCCCAAGCAGCUUUAUGUCAUAUUUCUUGCUUUAAGGCAAAGCUGGAGCCUUCUCAUACACGAAGAGGAUCAGUGAGUUUGAAAAUCCCUGUCGCGCUGGAGGAAGGUAGAAUAGACCCUUGA
Penicillium nucicola is the source of this 1287-nucleotide messenger RNA. RefSeq names its product putative cAMP receptor-like protein. The transcript is spliced from 4 exons. Gene Ontology annotation, biological process: cell surface receptor signaling pathway; adenylate cyclase-activating G protein-coupled receptor signaling pathway. Bases 1 to 1287 code for a protein of 428 amino acids. Gene Ontology annotation, cellular component: plasma membrane. The record is from RefSeq and is a predicted model, not a curated record. Gene Ontology annotation, molecular function: G protein-coupled receptor activity. NCBI's taxonomy places the organism in Eukaryota, Fungi, Ascomycota, Eurotiomycetes, Eurotiales, Aspergillaceae.